GCUCCUCUCAGGCCAGCGCUGCCAUGGAAAGAGGAGCCCACGCGUAGCGGACCUGCCGUCUUUGCAAAGAGGUCGUUAGGAAGGAGGGCCGUUCUGCAAUCUUUCUAUCAGCAUGAUCCAGAGGAAGGAAGGAGCAAUUGCCGAAGGGCCAACGAGCAACAGUUUGCUUUCAGAUUCGCUCUCGAGAGAUGUUUAACUGGCGGCGCCCGCCCCUCUUGCCACGUGAUUUCUAGGAAUAGGCAAGCGGCUAGCUCGCGUUGAGUUUCACUUUCUUCGGCUUUGUGCUGGCUCGUCGUUGCAGUUGCAGCAGCCUGUCUUCGGUGCGGCCAUGGCGGAGCUGCUGAGGGCGUCGUCCAUCUCUUCCCUGGCAGGCUUGGAAGAGGAGCUGACUUGCUCCAUCUGCCUGUGCGUCUUCGAGAGCCCGGUCACGACGCCGUGCGGCCACAACUUCUGCUUGCCAUGCCUGGAGAUGACUUGGGGGGACGGGGCAGCCAGCACCUUCAGCUGCCCCCAGUGCAGGAGCACCUUCGUCAGCCGGCCGGAGCUGAAGAAGAACACGGUGCUGUGCAAGGUGGUGGAGCAGCUGCAGGGCACCCAGGAGGUCUCCAAGGAGAAGGGCUGGGACGGAAGCAAACCCCCCAGAGUGGCCUGUGACAGUUGCUUGGAGGCGGAGGCGGCCAAGACCUGCCUCACCUGCAUGGCCUCCUUCUGCCAGGAGCACCUGAGGCCUCACCUGGACAGCCCAGCCUUCCAAGGCCACCAGUUAUCCCUGCCCAUGAAGGACUUGCAGCAGAGGAAAUGCCAGACCCACAACAAGCUCCUGGACUUCUACUGCAAGGAACACGCCGCCUGCAUCUGCUGCAUAUGCCUGGUCAAGCACAAGUUGUGCACCUGCGUCCCUAUGCAAGAGGCCAAGGGGGCCAAGGAGUCUCAGUUGAAGAACAGACUGACAGAACUCUAUGCUCUAAAUGAGAAAGCUUCACAGUCCUUGGAUCAAGUACGGGUGCAGCAGAAACAAAUCAGUGAGAUAGCUGCUCGCAAAAUGGAUUUGUUGAGGGCAGAGUUCCAGGAAAUGAUAGCAUUAAUUAAAGAAGAAGAAAAAGCAGCGAUGACCAACGUUGCAGCAGAAGAGAAAAGAGUUAAAGACAAGUUUGAGUAUGUCCAUACCAUCUUGGGCCGGAAGAAAAAGGAAAUCCAGGGGGAGAGAGACCAGAUUGAAAUGAUGUUGAUAGAAGAUGAUGACAUUACAUUUUUAAAGAAGGCAGCUAAACUGCGGCAGUCCUCUAUCAAAGAUGUAUUCAUUCCCAAGAUAGAUUUGGAUCAAAACUUGAUACAUACAAUUUAUCAAAAAGCAUUUGUCCUUAAAGAAACAGUAAAGCAGCUUGUGGCUCAGCCCCAGGAGAAGAAAACAGAAGGAAACGUACCCUGGAAACCUAAGCCGCUAAUGACAAUGGGGCAACCGGGAAAAAACGUUCCCCAACAACCAGCAAAAAAGAACGCUCUGUCAAAUGCUUCAAAAGAUGCUGCUAAGGAGUCAAAUGAGGAGGAUGCUGCAGAGACCAAGCAAAGAAGGCGACCUGCUAAACGCACACCAAGUCCUUCCCAGAGAGCACGAAGUUCCAGCAGGCCUCAAACUGGAACUCCAUCAGGAACUCUGGAAACCUUUUUAACUAAAUCAAGAGAGGAGCUCCUGGAAUUUGCUACAAAAUUCACUUUGGAUUACCAUACAGCGCAUAACAAGGUGAUUUUAUCAGAACAAAACACCAAAAUAUCCGUGUCCGACACCCCCCAGAUUUACCCCUUGCACCCUCAGCGCUUCAUGUAUUGCUCCCAAGUGCAAGGCUUCCAGUGUUUCAAGAGAGGGAUCCAUUACUGGGAAGUGGAACUGGAGCGCAACAACUUCUGUGGUGUUGGGAUCUGCUAUGGGACCAUGGCAAGGCAGGGGGCUGAAAGCCGCCUUGGGCGUAACAGCAGCUCGUGGUGCAUCGAAUGGUUCAAUGCCCGGAUUUCAGCUUGGCAUAAUGACAUCGAGAAGUGCCUGCCCAACACCAAAGUGAAGAAGAUUGGGGUCCUGCUGAAUUAUGAGGGUGGAUUUGUUAUUUUCUUUGGGGUGAGUGAGAAAAUCAGCAUCCUCUACAAAUUCCGAGCACAGUUUACUGAAGCUCUGUAUCCUGCAUUUUGGGUGUUCUCCAGCGGAACCACCAUCUCAGUCUGCCAGUUGAAAUGAGUGGCUGAACAUACCAGCAUGUGCUCAUUCUGUUCAUUAGCAUGCUGAACCCAUCUCCCUUUUAUAUUAGAAUCUAGGCUUGUGUAUCGCUUUCUUGCUGCAGUCAAAACAAAGUUAUUUGGUUUUGAAACUCCCGCUGUAUUUGCUGUCAGGAAAAUCCAGGGCUACUGAAAACUAAGAGCAUAAUCUGUCAAGAACACAGGCCUCACUGAAAUGUCCUUGUGGGAAAUGUCCCUUUCAUUGAUGCUUGCCUACAGAAUGCUUGAUGGAUUGUAGAUAUUGUGCACAUAGCAAGUUAUACUCUGGAGGAAAGCAGUGGGCCUGUUUGAGCAGAAGUUUUCUGUGCCUUCCUGAUCACUCCCUUAGGGCACAGUCAGGAAGCAGAAGGUGAGAUGUUUUCUGUGCAUACCAUUGCUGGCUGUGCAUCUCACAAUUCUUUGGACCAUCUUUGUUGGACAGGCAGACAAAAGAGGGGCAUAGAUGGACAUACACAGACAGAUCCUUCCAGAUUUUAUUUAGAAUCUGUUUUAAUUUUUUUCAGUGACCUAUAAAGGGCUUUUGUUUUCAUGGAUGAGAAUGGGGCUGGGGCACGGAGACAGCUGUGUUUGUCUGUUCUUGUAUCAAAUAUUGUUAAUCCUAGUCUUGAAGAACGGCAAGAUGGAAUUUUGGAAGUUUUGCUGGGUUGAGGCUAGGCACUCUUUAAAAAAACACCUUUUGUGUUCCAGGGCACCUUGCAACUUGCAGUGCUUUUACAAAGGAACUUACAAAAUGCUCUGAGAGCAUCUUCAUCUUAGUGCCCCUGGAGAUGUGGAGAAGUUCCUUUUGCAUCACAUAAACCCUCCCUUAGCUCAGUUCUUUUCUUCAGAGUUACGCAGGUCUAAAGAGCUAGGGGCUGUAGAAGGCACAACAUGUAGCAUGCAAUGGGCACAAGUUACAAGGAGGAUUUUUGUUGCAUUGUCAUGAUUUUAAAACCAGGCCUUCUACUAAAAGGGAGAGGUUUAUGUAAAAUGAACCACAUCUGUGGUUGAUUACUUGAGAAGAGGAAGUUGAUUUUCUCUUCUUAUUGUUUUGAGCUUUAUAUCUCCAAUAAUGUUCUGUAAUUUUGAAGGGGUGCUGGCAAAAGGCUGCAGACAUGCCUUCAUAGUGCAGAUCUUCUUCUCUCCACUGACAGUUGGUUCAGUCUCGCUUGUGUCAUAAGUUGUUUCUCAAGUGAGAUCUUUGGUAGCAUUUGGCUAUGGAACCAGAUGUUUAAAGAUCACUUGUAUGACUCCCAAGACCUUCAGAGCACUUUACAUAAGCCAGGCUUGCAGCAUGUUUUUGAAGGGUCCUUCUCACCUUCUGUUUUAUGCUGAAAAGGGAAGCAGUCUGGGAAGGAUUCAGUGACAUUGCAGGGCAUCAUGUUUUGAUUUGAGCAUGAUGUAGCCUGGAUCUGAUAGCUGUGCACCCUCAGAAUACUGAGGAUCACUUUGCAGCUGCUUUUUUUGUAAAGGGGAAACAAGCUAGGGAGACAUACGCAGACUUGUGUUGUCUGAAUCACAUAAGGAACUGGGAAGAAGUUUGACUCAAAUGUGUUGAUGUUCUCAAAAUGCAGAGCUUCAUACAUCAAAACACAUAAUGAUAAUGGCUUAAGUAAAAUAAAACUGGAGAGUGCUGGUAGCAGGAACAUGUAAGAGCCCUGAGACUUCUGGAGAAAGCUUAAGAUUAAGUAAAGAAGUACAGCAAACUGGUCUCUCUCUCAAAAAAAAGUGGGUGAAGAGAAUCAAGUUAAAGGGUUCUUCUGUUGAUCAAAUAAGUGGUCCAGCAUUAGGGUACUGUUAAGGAAGAAUUAUGCGUUAAAACUAGUAGUGACAUCUGGAGUAUGCCUUCAGUCAACUGUGUUUUUGCACUAAAUGGUUUCUUGAAAAUAUUCCUGAAACCCAAGACACAGAAGUCACAAAGAGGUUGGGAACUGUACUAUACAGUUUAUCCAGAUGUCACUGGGAAGACUCAUGUCUAAGCUUAUGAGAGCUACAAAAGAUGAGAGCCCAAGUCAGAACCAAGCAGAAUAUAAGGUAGAAAUGGGAAUCGGAAGUACUGACCUGAAGUGUGGCUGUUAGGGCAAAAAUCAACCUUUGAUCCACCAAGAGAACUGGUGGAGGGUUAAAUCUCUAUGUGAAAUAAUUUCUUCUCCAACACAGCACAUCACUCAGUAUUCAGGAGCUGUGAGGUUAUUUUCCCACAGUAAGCCUUGCUUAGUUGCUGUAGUUGAAGAAUUUUUCCUGUCAUCAUGGGGAAAGAUUUUUGUCUGUCUUACAGGCCUACUCCUUCCUCCAGCUCUGUCUUGUAUUCUAGACACUCUUCUGACAAAUUAUAACAAACUAGCCACACUUUUCUGCAGAUUAGAAGUAAUUCCCUUAUUGGAUACAAUGGAUAGUCAACUGUAGCCAAGUUUUGUGUAGCCUAGAAUAUACGACAGUACUUCAGUUAGUGUUUUGAGUGCUUUGGGGCUGUUUUUUGUUUGGUUUUGUACUGAAGUCUUCUAAAAUCCGUUAAUGGAUCUCUUAAUGACUUUGAAUUGAUGGUUGGGUUUCCUCAGGAAUCUUACUCCUUUUAGACAGAUCAAUGCCUUUUCUCUUAAUGGUUUUUUGUCUUCAGCUUGGUUUAAUGCUGAUCACCAGCCAGAGGUUGAUUUCAAUCCAGAGAGAUACUUAAGGGAUAGUAAUGGAUCCCUGCUUAAAGUUGGGCAUAUUUGUCCCAUUGGUUUUAGUGGAAGAGAGUCAAGUCAUGUGUUAAAUCCUCCUUUUGGCUGGAUAGGAACCCACUGUGAACUGUUUUCAGUCUAGGUUUUCAGUCUAGGCGAUAUUCUUCAGGAAGGCACAUCUAGUAGUCAUAUGUGCAUGUAGUAGUUAACUCCAUUAAGAUGAUCUUUCAUAGGGAUUGUGAAAAGUUUGGCAGAAAAUGUAGCUCUAGGCUAGGAGAUGAAAAAAUUGGGAGAAGGUUUCAGCAUGUGUGAAUGUGCGUAACAGAAAGAAGGGAGGAAGCUAAAAAAAUAAACAGUUGAAUUAAUGUUAACUGCUUCACUGUAUAAUCUUACAUUUUAUGUUAAAUCUAAACAACACUAAGUAGCACUUCUAGUUCAGAGGAGAUUUUGUUAGCUUGCUCAUCUGUGGUUUUGUGUUUAAAAAGCACCGUUUGAAAACAAAUAGCCACACACGAUUUCUUGUCAUUUGUCAACUAUAUGUGUAGUUCUGAUCGGUUUGUAAUCCAGAUGUUGUCAUUUGAAAUGUUCAGUUUUAUUCUUGUGAAGUUUCCAAAAUCUUUCAACUUGUUCUUAUUACAUCAUGCAUCUCAAUCUAGUGGAAAAUUCAAUAAAGUUUGAUUGUGACGAUCA
This is a messenger RNA of Heteronotia binoei (common prickly gecko), 5597 nucleotides long. It is a transcript of the gene TRIM25, whose product is annotated as tripartite motif containing 25. Lineage: Eukaryota; Metazoa; Chordata; Lepidosauria; Squamata; Gekkonidae. The record is from RefSeq and is a predicted model, not a curated record. Gene Ontology annotation, molecular function: protein binding; zinc ion binding. Bases 329 to 2227 code for a protein of 632 amino acids. The transcript has 9 exons.